UUUUCAGUUAGAGGGUCUCAAUAAAAAAUCCUCUCCAGAUUCGAAAAAAACCCAAAAGAAAGCUGCAGAAAAUCCUAACUAGGUUUUCCCUAAACCACGGAUGGUUUUAGAGGAGUGGAGGAAAGUAUGGAAAUAGCCACAGAUUCAGGUCCUAAAGAUCUGGAUCAUGAUGAUGAUCAGUUAUCAUCACCUCCAGUUCAUAUUGUAACAGAAGCAUCACAGCUUCCAGUUGAGUUCUUGGAGCCCUCCUCUGAAAACCAGCUGAUUAUUGGUUUUGAUUGUGAGGGAGUUGAUCUUUGUCGAAAUGGAAAACUCUGUAUUAUGCAGCUUGCCUUCCCAGAUGCCAUAUAUUUGGUUGAUGCUAUUGAAGGUGGGGAUACGCUUAUGACAGCCUGUAAGCCUGCACUUGAAUCUAGUUACAUCACAAAAGUCAUUCACGAUUGCAAACGAGAUAGCGAGGCAUUAUAUUUCCAAUAUGGCAUCAAGUUGAAUAAUGUGGUAGAUACCCAGAUAGCUUAUUCUCUGAUUGAAGAGCAAGAGGGGAAGGCGAGGACACCUGAUGACUACAUAUCAUUUGUAACCCUCCUUGCAGAUCCACGUUAUUGUGGCGUAUCGUAUCUUGAGAAGGAAGAAGUGCGAGUUCUAUUACGGAAGGAUCCUAAAUUUUGGAUAUACAGACCAUUUACCGAACAAAUGGUACGAGCUGCUGCUGAUGAUGUUCGCUUCCUUCUCCAUAUCUACCACAAGAUGAUGAAAAAUCUGAAUGAAAAAUCUCUGUGGCAUCUGUCAGUUCGGGGAGCACUAUACUGUCGGUGUUUCUGUGUUAAUGAUAAUGAGUGUGUAGAUUGGCCGCCUGUCCCUCCCAUUCCAGAUAAUACAUUCAAGGAAGGGGAUAUUCCUGAGGAAGAGAUUCUGUCUGUGUUGCAUGUUCCUCCUGGAAAAAUGGGACUUGUUAUUGGAAGAAGAGGGGCAACUAUCAUGUCAGUCAAAGAAUCUUGCAAUGCGGAAAUUCUCAUGGGAGGCUCUAAGGGGCCACCAGACAAGGUAUUCAUCAUUGGACCUGUGAGGCAAGUUAGGAAAGCAGAAGCCCUUCUAAGAGGGAGGAUGUUAGACAUACGUUGAUCAAGCUUGCCAUUUUUUUUGUUGGCAUUUCUUCCCUUACAUCUAACAUGAUUUUGAAACUAUAACAACAUACUACGGGUGUCCAAUGUGGCAUUUUCUUUUGUUACAAGUGUAUACAUAGUGGUGUGGGCUUUGCUGGUUGUAUCCCCAGAAAUUUUCCUUAUGAAAGUCCUAUGGGGCAUUCAGUGAGGUUAUUGCAGGUUGGAGUUUUUUUGUCAGAUCUCUUAACUUGUCACCUGUUUUAA
Messenger RNA from Papaver somniferum (opium poppy), 1367 nucleotides. Its product is annotated as egalitarian protein homolog. NCBI's taxonomy places the organism in Eukaryota, Viridiplantae, Streptophyta, Magnoliopsida, Ranunculales, Papaveraceae. The transcript has 10 exons. Bases 127 to 1122 code for a protein of 331 amino acids. The record is from RefSeq and is a predicted model, not a curated record. Gene Ontology annotation, molecular function: 3'-5' exonuclease activity; RNA binding. Gene Ontology annotation, biological process: nucleobase-containing compound metabolic process.